AUGUCUACGGGUCAUCGCACACCGACGAAAGAUCCACCGGAUCAUCCAUCUUCUUCCUCCAACCACCACAAGCAACCGCUUCCUCCUCAACCGCAACCGCAGCAACCGCUCAGCCGCUAUGAGUCGCAGAAACGCCGCGACUGGAACACGUUCAUCCAAUACCUGAAAUCGCAAAAUCCACCGUUGAUGAUGUCUCAAUUCGAUUACACGCACGUGCUAAGUUUCCUCAGGUACUUAGAUCAGUUUGGUAAAACCAAAGUACAUCACCAAGCUUGUGUCUUCUUCGGACAACCCGAUCCGCCAGGACCGUGCACGUGUCCUCUCAAACAAGCUUGGGGAAGUUUAGAUGCUUUGAUCGGACGGCUGAGAGCUGCUUAUGAAGAACACGGUGGCGGGUCACCGGAUACUAACCCGUUUGCAAACGGGUCGAUCCGGGUUCACUUGAGGGAAGUGAGAGAAUCUCAAGCCAAGGCUCGUGGGAUUCCCUACAGGAAGAAGAAGAGGAGGAAGCUUAAAAACGACGGCGUUGCUGUCAAGAAGGAUGUUGCAAACUCUUCGACUCAUAAUCAGUCGUCCACUUGA
Molecule: messenger RNA, 582 nt
Organism: Thlaspi arvense
Lineage: Eukaryota; Viridiplantae; Streptophyta; Magnoliopsida; Brassicales; Brassicaceae
Source: the annotation of a GenBank genome assembly